Molecule: messenger RNA, 8078 nt
Organism: Procambarus clarkii (red swamp crayfish)
Lineage: Eukaryota; Metazoa; Arthropoda; Malacostraca; Decapoda; Cambaridae
Product: mucin-4
Molecular function (GO): serine-type endopeptidase inhibitor activity
Source: RefSeq, a predicted model, not a curated record
GGGCGUAAGCAAGGGCGCUUCCCCAAUACCACAACACCCCCACCCCCCACCCAAUCCCCACCCCGUCAUUACCUUCCCUUGGGCCAUAUGAUUAGGAAUUUCCCACGUUUAUUUCUCGCAGGCGAUUUAGAUUCCUUUAGAAAGCCACUGAACCCUUACAAAAAGGCGAGGUCCUCAAGCACACUGUAAGCUCAGGACCCUAUUUAUCACUGGCCAAAAAUAUAUGAUACAUUUCGGAAUAUUUUUAAUAAACAAACCGAUCUUCAUUUUUGUUUGUAACUAUUAAUACGGUAAACACAGACAUGCAACUGUUUGGAAAGUAAUAGAAAGUCAAGAUCUUCAACAAAAUAUAUAAAAUAGACUCGGGCUUCUGCCGCCUGUCGACGGCCCGUGAGCCCCUCACCGGAGCUCUUACACCUGUCGACGGCCCGUGAGCCCCUCACCGGAGCUCUUACACCUGUCGACGGCCCGUGAGCCCCUCACCGGAGCUCUUACACCUGUCGACGGCCCGUGAGCCCCCUCACCGGAGCUCUUGACGUCAGUCGACAGUCCGUGUCCCCCUUAUCUGGGCUCAACCAGCUGACGACAGUCCGUGUCCCUCGACGACCGCUGUCGACGGUCCGUGUCCCUCGACGACCGCUGUCGACGGUUCGUGUCCUCGACGACCGCAGGUGACUUUCGUGGCUGUCGUGGUCUUGCCGCACGAUUCUCCCCGCAGCUGAGUGAGGAGGAAGUUCUCCGCUUGCGGGCAGUGUUGACUUACAGCAAGGAAUCCCGGCAUAGUUGCGGGAAUGGCCUUCAGGAUGCAACAGUCGUUUCAUCAGGUGUUAUUUGCUCUCCUGACGAUGCUAGGAAGUCCAGCAUCCCUGGCAGACUCCAGCCACUCCAACCCUUCUGCUGUUCUGGGGUGGGCGUCGCCUAGGCAACCGCUCGAAGCGUCCUCGUUACCGGAGCAACAGCUUCCAGACCGCCUGCGUUCAGAGCAUCCAGAGCGUCCAGUUAUCCCAGAUGGUCUCAAGAGAUUCCAGUUCUAUGUGUAUGGUGUGGACAGACAGCUGGUUCAGAAGUGGAUCUCUCUCCAGGAAAUACAGGAUCUUCUGUUCGAGCUUGGGCCUCUCGGAGAAGGAAGUGCGUGCGUCAACUUUCAAUUUCAGACAGGGGGAGAGUUGACCCCCAUCAGCCAACCUCGACCUUCCCUCCCAUCCCGUCCUGAGGACAGCAUCCAGGGCGUCAUCUCUACCGUUCAACAGGUCGUGUCGUCCGAGGUCGCCCAGAAUCACCAACAGCCGACCAACUUUCCAGCAGACCUCACCCAGCCCUCCGGGGAGUCCAUGGAGAUCCCAGAGGCAAUCCUGCAGAACCUUCUCAGCUUCCCACAUCAUCUCACGACCCCGUGGCCGUCUCCCUCGACCGUCACUCCUGUCACCGACGUCCCGUCCACUCUUCCCCAGACUGCAUACACCGGGUCUCCCAGAGACCAGCCUGUCACCACCGUCUUCCCGUCAGCCUUCACUCAGGCUUCCACCACAGGGUCUCCUAGGAACCAGUCUGCUACAACCACCACUGCUACAACAAUUACUACCACCAUUACCCCCGAGGCUUCUACUACUCUCCAAGAUAUAAUUACGAGGGAAGUUUUCGUCACCGAGGCACCAGAUGGUGUCGACCAGACCACUAAUCGGCCGAAUAACAACAGAUGGAACAGUCGUUUUCCUGGAUGGAACGAGCAAUCUCUGGAAGUCGAGGAAGGAGAGUCGAGUACUCGGCAUGAUCUAUAUCUCACUGAUGAUUAUCAUUCCAGGCCAGGUGGACUGUCUGAGACUGUCAUUCCAAAUGAUGUCACUUCUAACAGUCUAAAUGUGUGGAAUUACAUAGGUAACGCUUCAGGUGAUGCUCAGGACUCGAGUGGAAUGACAACACUCAGUGCUGGAGAGGUUGAGGAGGACUCCUCGACCGUCUCAGCGUUCACGACCAACAACCCACUUCAAGUUACCAUCACAACUGAGGAAAAUAGUAACCUGCUAACGACCAAACUCGACAGAGGAGACCCACUGCUCUUAACUCUCACAGACCUGUAUGCACAGUCCUACAGUAGCGACGAGUCUCCACAGCCUACGAGUCUAACAACGACGGUCAAUGGCCCAGUUCGAGAGGCUACUGCGAUACAACACAGAGUAGAGACUAAUGCCUCAACCCUCUCGCCAUUCCAGUCGGCUUUCAUGGAUUUUGCCACAAAUAUCUUCCUCGAGGAUUCUGAAACCACUCAUAUGUCAGAGCCACCAAUUACAGAAACUCUGAAAGACACUCAGACCACCUCUUCUAUUAGAACUCAACCUCCGCCAUUUGUUGCAUCAGUCUAUUCUGCAACAGAGAGAGCAACUGAAAUUCCCACGAUAGAUGAAACAACUCAAAAAAUACCUACUUUAAAACAGCAUUUACGAGCCACCACGUUACCCUCAGCCUCACAUAGAAUCAAUACCCCUGAAGGUCCAAUGGCACUUACACAGCCCGAUUAUAACAACUUGACACCAGCAACUAAUGCACCCAGCAGGACAACCAUUUCCCUCGACAAUGACAAUGUUCUAUCCAUUGACCUUCGCAAUCCCUCUUCACCAGACAGUCCCUAUGAUAUUAUCCCAGUUGAAGGGCAAGUACCCGCAAGCAGCACUCAAGCGCCAAAUUCUUUGACUGCAAGCCAGCAAGACCGGCCCUUACGUCCAUAUGAAGGCCCUGGAUCGUUUCUCGAGGUCCGUCCGGAACCCAACUCUCCUGAUAGCCCUCAGAAUGAGUUUUCUUUAUCGAUCCAAGAGGCUCUUAGGAACCUGACUGAAGAUGGAAUUCCACAACCAACACCCUCCUUGCUUUCUACCCAAACACAAAAUCUUGUAAAUAAUGUCCUCGGUAUUAGAAAUACACUUACUCAGGAUUUGACUACCACCCAAGAGCCUUCUUUGGAUGACUCCACCAAACAACAACCACCAAUCUUAGGAAUUACAGCGCAAUUUGACUUCACUAAUGAGCCAAACACACAGGACUCGACACAACCACCUGCAGCCACACGAUACCCAUCAAUUACUUCUUUCACACCACUAAGACCACGACCCUCACUGGCUGACCAAGACCUACCACGACCGGCACCAUUACCAAACUCCUCAGACACCAACUACAUAGACAGUAGCGCCAGCGACUCCAACGUCCUCCCACCAUCGCAGCUGGCUGAUAGCGGUUAUCAAGACCGGAUUGAUUUGGAGGCGCUAGAGGUCAACAACGGGAACCUGACAGAAGGGGACAACUUCUAUGAUUACUAUGGUUCACCUGUCUACCUCGAUAACAUUCCCGAGGACUAUUACAACUACGACGUGAUGCAAGAAAAGCGACCCACCCUGAAUAGCACGGAUAAACUGGACUUCCCGGGACCCAACGCCACGAGUCCCUACCACGACCACCACCAUGACGACCACCACCAUGACGACCACCACCACCACCACCACGGGGACCACGGGGACCAUGGGGGACCUCCAGAGCCCACAGCCACACUCCUGAAAGCUCCCGAAGACAACCCGGGCUUGGAGGCCUCCGUCGAAGGCCUUCAUCCCGAUGUUAGGGAGUUCGUAAAUGUCAUGAACGAUAUUACUUUCAAGGUGUACAAGCAGGCCGCUAGCCAGCACAAGCGAAGGAACUUUGUCAUGUCACCCUUGAGUCUUAUUUCCACCCUCGGGAUGCUACUCCUUGGGGCUCGCGGCUCUUCCUCGGGUGCCCUCAGUGACCUGCUGCAGAUGGAUAAGUUCUACACCUUCAACCCCCACCUCAUUCUCAAGAAUGUAACUCAGGCGGUGCAGGAGAUGGAGGACAUCCACGACGUUGCUCUUCUCAGUCAGUUCCUCGUGGAGAAGGAGAGGAACCCCUACUCCACCGACUUCUUCGCCCGGACCAUCAAAGUGUUUUACGAUGCCGUGAUUGAGGAUGCGGAUCCGGCCGAUCUGGACGCCACGGUCCGCCAGCGAGUCAACGACCUCAUUAGGAACAGGACCAAAGGCAGGGUAGACGAAUUCCUGCUGGAGAAUGAACCCUUGUUCCUCACCCCGCCCCUCACCGCCGUCGCCACCAGCUUCUUCCACGCUCGCUGGAGUCUGCCGGUUCUUCAGCAGGAACUGGUAGAUAUGCACUUUAUCCGGUUCCCGACGGCUGAGCGCCGUCUCAUCCGGACAGUGGGACUCCGGAAAAAGAUGACGCUAAACGCCGGGUUUUCCAGAGCGGCUGGAGUGACGUCCGCUGAGAUACCUCUGUACUCAACGUCUGGCGAAUUAUCGCUUGUGCUGGCGAUGCCUGGCGAACAGAAGAACUUCAUCGCUAAUGGCCUGGCGCAGCUGGAGUCAACGCUGAACCCGGAGAAAUGGAGCCAGGUAUUGAGGUCAAUGCUCCCCAAUACCGUCCAGUUAAAGAUGCCAGUGUUUCGUCACAGAGCCUUCCAUAACUUCUCCAGCAUCCUCGGAGGCCUGGGGCUUGGUCAACUUUUCCAGGAAGGCAAAGCUGACUUCUCAGGAAUCAACCACGUCAAAAAUCUUCAUCUUAGUGAUGUCGUCCAGCUUACUGAGUUCCAAUCAUGCCAAGUGGAGAGCCCUCCUCUAUCGAGAGCCAUCAGGUCGAGGAGGUCGCCUUCAGAAGAAAGUGAUUCUGACGAAGAAGAAAGUGAUUCUGACGAAGAAGAAGAAGCCGAAGACUCCAGGACUCUAUACCAACCGACUUAUAUCUACGGCUUUCCCAUGGUAGAAUACCUGCAGCUGGACAAGAUGAAGCUCACCCGCAUGGAUCCUGAAGGAGGCCACUAUGACGAGAUCUUCAGUAAGUAUUUUCCACGGCAAGUCUCUCCAACAAAAAGCUCUCUGACACAAGCGUCUUCAACAGACACUUCGAAGCGCAAGGCGCCCUCCACAGGUAUUAAAACUCAACAGAUCUCGUCGACGGGCAACUCUCAACACCAGGGGUCAACGGGAAACAAUUUCCAGCAGGAGGCCUCCCUGUUAGUCUCCCCCCAAGAGACAAUUCCGGAGAAUCAUCUCCCACAACAGGCAUCAUCGACAGACAAGCCUUCACAUCACACGUCCUCGACAGAGAGCUCACAUCACACGUCCUCGACAGAGAGCUUACAGCAGGCGGUCUCGACAGAGAGCUCACAGCAGGGGGUCUCGACAGAGAGUUCACAGCAGGCUGUCUCAACAGAGAGCUCACAGCAGGCUGUCUCGACAGAGAGCUCACAGCAGGCAGUCUCGACAGAGAGCUCACAGCAGGCAGUCUCGACAGAGAGCUCACAGCAGGCGGUCUCGACAGAGAGCUCACAGCAGGCGGUCUCGACAAAGAGCUCACAGCAGACGUAUUCGACAGAUAACUCACAGGAGUUAUCUUCAACGAAGAAAAACCUCACAGAGAAGACAUCUCAGACAGACAACUCUCCACAGCUGACUCCCUCGAAAGACAAUUCCACACAGGAGACUUUUACGUUAACUUCUCCAUUGCAGCAGAAAUCCUCAAAUAGCAGCCUCCCACAACACACAUCGCAUAAAGACAGUUCUGCACAGCAAACAACGCCUGCUAACACUACAAAACAAAAAUCCUCACAACAGACAACAUCUAUACAUAACUCCACUCAGCAUGCUACCUCACCAAACAACUUCCCUCAGCAGAAAAACUUAACUUCACAGAAGACAACGAAGACGCAGAUGGAAAGUGAAAACAUCUUACCUGCCUCUCCCAAAUACCAGUAUUACAAAAACGACUUUGAGAAAAGCAGUGUAUAUCUUGGGUCUGAAGACUAUAGGAUCGACCGCAUGGGACUACCUGCGGCCAGUGACGACACAAAGAGGCCCUCUGGUGGAGCCUUCUACCGACAAAGCGACGUUGGAACACUGGCGUUCGACCGAGCAUUCCUUUACGCCGUCAGACACAAUCCAACUGGACUAUUGCUCUUCAUUGGACGAUAUCUGGAUCCCGAAGGAAACUAACAGGGAACAAUUAGAAAAGUGUGCAUUAUAAGUACUUUUAUCGUACAUUGCUUCCUACUAUUCAGGAAUAUUUAUGUGACAUUAGCAGCGGGAAACACACUUUACAAACCCAUUAAUUCUUUAGAUAAGUGGCAGGUCUGUAAAAAAAAAAAUUCUUGCGUGAGAAGUUAACCGAAAUUCAAUUACCUUGUGUCUCAAGUUCCGUGAGAUAAAGUAGCCUCCCAUCCCGUGUUCCCUGAUUAGCUCUUUCAGGUCUCUGGUGAUGCUAUUCUUACCAUCUCCUUUUGUUAACUUUUUGGGUGUAAAUAUGUGUGUGUGUCAAGUUUCUGCUGUUAAGGACGUGCAUUUAAUAACGUUCUUUAUGUAUAAUCUUCAGGACUAGCUCAUCGAAUCUUCAAGACACUGAGAAAAGUAUUUAGCAUCAAAAUUUAUUUUAUGGCGUAUUUUGUCACCGUUUAUCAUCAUAGUGCUUCUUACAGUUCUUUAAACGUUGAAACUUUUCAUGUCAAUAAGGGCAGCACAAGCUUCUCGCUCUAAACUACUGACAGAACAAUAACACCCAGUUGUUACUUUUAUCAUUAUAGUACCUUGCCCUAACUUACAGUUAAAAUUAACCUUAACAGUCCAGCAACCAGGAGGCCUGGUCGACGACCGGACCGCGGGGACGCUAAGCCCCGGAAGCACCUCAAGUAUCCUUAAGGUAUUGUCUAAAAUGGUCUCAUUUCAACAUCUGUUAUCUCUUGCCUUAGAGGAGAGGCUUGCAAAGCGUGUUGCACUUUGAAAUGUAUAUUUAGUUGUGCUUUGAAAGCUUUUAGUAGGCCUAUCAACCUUAAAUAAUUUCAUGAUUUAAACGAGUAUUUAGCGAUGAUGACUGGUGAUGCUGAGGCAGAUUGUGGCAUUACAUGAGUGGGGCUGAAGCAUAUAUGAAGGAUUAGCCUGGAUACAGUAUGCAUCAGAUGCUGAGCCUGGAUACAGUAUGCAUCAGAUGCUGAGCCUGGAUACAGUAUGCAUCAGAUGCUGAGCCUGGAUACAGUAUGCAUCAGAUGCUGAGCCUGGAUACAGUAUGCAUCAGAUGCUGAGCCUGGAUACAGUAUGCAUCAGAUGCUGAGCCUGGAUACAGUAUGCAUCAGAUGCUGAGCCUGGAUACAGUAUGCAUCAGAUGCUGAGCCUGGAUACAGUAUGCAUCAGAUGCUGAGCUUGGUGGCAGCCAAGCUCAGUAUCUCGAAUUAUGAUAAAAAAUUACUUUUGUGAAAAAAAUUGGCAUUAACUUACCUCAAAAACCACUUACUAUAGUCGUCAAAAUACGAAUCAGCAAAUAUUGAUAUAAACAUUUAAUUUGAUCAAACCCAAUGCCGAUAUUCAAAAUGGAAUAUAUUUAUCCAACGUAAGCUAUAAGUCCGGCAUAUUAUAAAUGUAUUUUAAUUAAUUUUGUAUAACUCUUUUAUGAGUAAAAUAAUUUGCCUAUAAAGGGGUCACGUGAAAAAAAAAAUAAUCAUCAGCAGGAAGGUUAAAUGAAUUUGACAUUGAAAAUGUGAAAUUUUUCCUCCUAGCUGACAAGGAAAAGGCUGAACGUGGCUUCUUCUAACGUCUAGCAGAAACUAGCGCCAGUUGAAGUGAGGUUUGGCCAGGCUGGUGGUAGAUGAGGUAAACUGGGGUUUGGAGAGGCGACUUGUAACUCAUCUGUUGAGGAGGUUGGGCGCAUGAUGGGCGUGAUGAGUUGAGGUUCAAUGGCCCGGGUGAGGUCGUAGCUGUGUCAAGCAUCGCUGGGUGACAUUGGGACUGGAUGUUAUAGGCUAGAGGGAAGCAGAGCUGGGUGAAGCAAAGCUGCGUGAAGCAGGGCUGGAUGAAUCAGGACUGGGUGAGGCAGGGCGGGGUGAGGCAGGGCGGAAAAGGGUGUGGUGGAAGUUAUGUACACAGAAUGCUCGUGUGUUUAUUUACCCCUUCAUCGUUGCACGAAAAUUAUUUCACGGAAUUACUUUGGGAAAAAUUCCUAAACUCCUGUUUUAUUCACACGCUCACACACGCACACACACACACACACACACACACACACACACACACACACACACACACACACAC